Molecule: messenger RNA, 1068 nt
Organism: Camellia sinensis
Lineage: Eukaryota; Viridiplantae; Streptophyta; Magnoliopsida; Ericales; Theaceae
Product: NDR1/HIN1-like protein 1
Biological process (GO): defense response to other organism
Cellular component (GO): plasmodesma; plasma membrane
Source: RefSeq, a predicted model, not a curated record
UACAACUCGGAAAUAUUAAUAAACUACACACUCCAAAAUCUCUCUCCCAACCAAUACCAAAGAAAACCAGCAGAAGCAGCAGCACCAGGACCAAGAGAGGAGGGAACAAAUGUCGGUGUCGGUGAAGGAGUGGUUGAGCGACACGUGGAGCGACCUCAAGGACGACCUCAUGGAGGAGCGGAGGAAGACGCUCCGGCGGAUAUGCAGUGGAGUCCUGAUCUUGAGCGUCAUCAUCUUAGUAAUCGUCCUCCUAAUCUGGGCCAUCCUCCAGCCCAAGAAACCCGACUUCAUCCUCCAAGACGCCACCGCCUACGCCUUCAACGUCACCGCACCAAACUUGCUCACCUCCAACAUUCUAGUCACCAUCGAAUCCCGUAACCCAAACGACAAGAUCGGCGUCUACUACGACAAGCUCGACGUCUCCGCCAUCUACCAGAACCAGCAGAUCACCUCCUACACCGCCAUACCACCCACAUACCAGGGGCACAAUGAAGUCAACGUUUGGUCUCCCAUGGUGUCUGGCGUCAACGUCCCCGUGGCCCCAUACAACGGCGUUGCACUCAGCCAGGACCAGGCCUAUGGAACAGUCUUGCUCACCAUCAAGAUUGAAGGACGGGUUAGAUUCAAAGUUGGCACCUACAUCUCUGGCCGCUACCACCUCUACGUCAAAUGUCCCGUCAACAUCGUCUUCGGUAACUCCACUGCCGGCGUCGUUGUCGUCAACGGUAUCAAGUAUCAGCUGGCCCAGAGCUGCAGCGUCUCCCUUUGAUCAUAUAAGAUCAUGGAUCCUCUUCCUUAACACGUGUGUACUCGGAAUAUUGAAUAAUUUUUUUUAUAUUUAUUAGUCUCUUUUUAUAAAUAUAUAUAUUUGUGGUGGUAUACCUAGUUAAAUGGUAGAUUUUCUUCAUUGAAUAAACAAUAUAUACAAGAGAGACAAAAUAGCAAAAUUAUCAAUAUUGUAACAAGUUAAAGUUGUAUUAGAUUUUUCCAAUUUACAAGUUUCAUGAUCGAGAAAUAUUUGUAUUUUUGGAGAAGAGAAGUGAGAAGUCGUAUUUGUAGUGGAGUGAA